CUCAGGCGCCCGCCCCGCCCCCCCCGCCGGCGCCUGUGCUGCACCGCCCCCUGGCGGCGGCGGGGCGGGACGUGGCUGCGGCAAGAUGGCGGGGCGGCCUAUGCAAGCGGCGAGAUGUCCCACGGACGAGCUGUCGCUGACCAACUGCGCCGUGGUGAACGAGAAGGACUUUCCCUCUGGGCAACACGUCGUUGUGAAGACUUCUCCCAACCACAAGUACAUUUUCACGCUGAGAACCCAUCCCUCGGUUGUUCCUGGCAGCAUCGCCUUCAGCUUGCCCCAGAGAAAAUGGGCUGGACUUUCCAUCGGGCAGGAGAUAGACGUUUCCUUAUACACCUUCGACAAGGCCAAGCAGUGCAUCGGCACCAUGACCAUUGAGAUUGAUUUUCUGCAGAAGAAGAGCAUCGACUCCAACCCCUAUGACACGGACAAGAUGGCAGCGGAGUUCAUCCAGCAGUUCAACAGCCAGGCCUUCUCCGUGGGCCAGCAGCUCGUGUUCAGCUUUAAUGACAAACUCUUUGGCCUGUUGGUGAAGGACAUGGAGGCCAUGGACCCCAGCAUUCUCAAAGGGGAGUCGGGAGCAAGCAAAAAGCAGAAGAUUGAGGUUGGUUUGGUUCUUGGAAACAGUCAAGUUGCCUUUGAAAAGGCGGAGAACUCCUCUCUCAAUCUGAUUGGUAAAUCAAAGACCAAGGAGAACCGCCAGUCCAUCAUCAACCCAGACUGGAAUUUUGAGAAGAUGGGCAUCGGGGGCCUCGACAAAGAAUUCUCCGAUAUCUUCCGACGAGCUUUUGCUUCUCGAGUUUUUCCGCCCGAAAUCGUGGAGCAAAUGGGCUGCAAGCACGUGAAAGGAAUCCUCCUGUACGGACCUCCGGGCUGCGGUAAAACCCUCAUGGCCAGACAGAUCGGCAAGAUGCUGAACGCCAGGGAACCCAAGGUCGUCAACGGGCCCGAAAUCCUCAACAAAUACGUGGGCGAGUCCGAGGCCAACAUCCGCAAGCUGUUUGCUGAUGCAGAAGAAGAGCAAAGACGGCUCGGGGCGAAUAGCGGCGUGCACAUCAUCAUCUUCGACGAGAUCGACGCCAUCUGCAAGCAGCGAGGGAGCAUGGCGGGCAGCACCGGCGUCCACGACACCGUCGUCAACCAGUUGCUGUCGAAAAUCGAUGGCGUAGAGCAGCUCAAUAACAUCCUCGUGAUCGGGAUGACCAACAGACCUGACCUGAUUGACGAGGCUUUGCUGAGACCAGGAAGACUGGAGGUGAAAAUGGAGAUUGGCUUGCCAGACGAGAAGGGCCGAUUUCAGAUCCUCCACAUCCACACGGUGCGGAUGCGGGAGCACCAGCUGCUGGCUGAGGACGUGGACAUCGCUGAGCUGGCCGUCGAGACCAAAAACUUCAGUGGUGCCGAGUUAGAAGGUUUAGUUCGAGCCGCUCAGUCGACUGCUAUGAACAGGCACAUCAAGGCCAGCAACAAAGUGGAAGUGGAUAUGGAGAAGGCAGAGAGCUUGCGUGUGACGAGAGGAGACUUCUUUGCGUCUUUGGAGAACGACAUCAAACCGGCAUUUGGAACCAACCAGGAAGACUACGCGAGCUACAUCAUGAAUGGAAUUAUUAAGUGGGGCGAUCCAGUAACGAGGGUGUUGGAUGACGGGGAGCUGCUUGUUCAGCAAACCAAGAACAGUGACCGCACUCCUUUGGUCAGCGUCCUUCUGGAAGGUCCCCCCCACAGUGGGAAAACUGCUCUAGCAGCAAAGAUAGCAGAAGAAUCCAACUUUCCCUUUAUCAAGAUCUGCUCUCCUGAUAAGAUGAUUGGAUUUUCUGAAACGGCCAAGUGCCAGGCCAUGAAGAAGAUCUUUGAUGACGCCUACAAGUCCCAGCUCAGCUGUGUCGUCGUGGACGACAUUGAGAGACUUCUUGAUUACGUCCCGAUCGGACCACGGUUCUCUAAUCUGGUGUUGCAAGCGCUUCUCGUGCUGCUGAAGAAGGCCCCCCCGCAGGGCCGCAAGCUCCUCAUCAUCGGGACCACCAGCCGCAAAGACGUCCUGCAGGAGAUGGAAAUGCUGAACGCCUUCAGCACCACGAUCCACGUGCCCAACAUCGCGACAGGGGAGCAGCUCAUGGAGGCUCUGGAGCUCCUGGGUAACUUCAAAGACAAGGAGCGCAGCACGAUCGCACAGAAUGUCAAAGGGAAGCCCGUCUGGAUUGGCAUCAAGAAGCUGCUGAUGCUGAUAGAAAUGUCAUUACAGAUGGAUCCUGAGUAUCGGGUGAAAAAAUUCCUGGCUCUUCUGAGGGAAGAAGGAACAGUUCCUACCCUAGACUGAAGGUGGACCAAGCGCAGGAUCAACAGCUGGAAAAGUGACCAACCUGGAGAAUAUCCACUGGGAUCUUCACCCUUCUGUCUUCAACACACUGGACAAAGUGAAACACUCCCCUGGUUCCAGGAGCCCAACGUGGAAUCUGCAUGUUUAGUGCAAUACAGUAUCUUUAUUCUUCGUCUUUAAUAUACUGAUGUCAUGUGGAAGUGUCUUCUAGAACACCGUGCUUCUGUCUCUGUGCAGGCCAGGCCGCGUUCGCUUUUGAUUUUCGCAUGGGGGAAAUGUCCUGUAAGUUUUGAAGCUCACGCUCACUUGUGUCCAGCACCCAGCUGCUACGAUAGGAGAAACAACCCUGAUUUCUAAUAAAACCUGACAGUCUGUGGUGAAGGUGUGUUAAAGUCCUGCUCUCUUAUCCUGACGUGAUGAACACUUCCUUGCUGUGCCAUCCUCGGCCUCCCUGAACGCUGAGCCGGGCCGAUAGCCUAAAACCAGCGCCCACGAUAACUGAGCUCCAGAACCUCCUGGAUGCUCACACCUGUGCUCAUGUUUCCCCAGGUGUUUCGUGGCCCCAUGAGAGCGACCGGCUGGUGGCGCUAGGGACGGGAAGGGUGUUGAUCAGAAACUUCCAAAUCCAGUAUUUAAGGCAUCAAAGCUUGUUGUUAAAUCAGCAGCAGCUCCAGAGAUGCUGGUUGCAGCCUGGAAGCUCUUUGUGAGCAGCUUUGGUGUGAACCAGCCUCGUUAUAUCCCAUUUUUCUGCCUUGUCACCAAAGGUUGAAAUUCCUCCUUAGAGACAGAGAGGAAAGCGAGCUCUGCCGAUGCACGAGGUGCGCAUUGCCAUGUUUUUGCACAGAAAUAAAGGAAUGUAUCCAACUUUGCUACGUGGUCCCUCCCCAGGAGACGUCUCACGUCGGUGAGAUGCUGCUGACGGCUGCAUGAGGCUGCUCCCCGCUGGCUCUUUGGCUCCACACGUUUAAUAAGGUUCGUGGAACAUACCUCAGUUUGGUGGGGCGUGAAAUCAAAGCCAUUUAUGAGCUGUUAGUCAGUGUAGCUUCCUAAACCAGACCCGACACGCUGGCCGGGGCAGCAGCUCGUGCCGGCGCGGUGCUCCCGCGGCUGCGGCCGCUCCGGCCCGCGGUGACGGCGCCGUCCUCAGCGCGCACGGAGCGUUCGGUCACUGCGCUCUGGUUUCUUUUCCUUUGGCAGUGCUGUUGUGUUGUGAUGACGUUGCGAGUCCCAGUGGUUAUUAUUCCCUCUCAUUUUGUGUACGAUCUUGUGGAUUUCUUUGUUCCUUUCUCUCCUCUGCCAGUCCUAGUGACAGCAGCAGACAUUAACUUAUAUUUCAGAGCGAAUGAUGUAAACCUUAUUGUGUCUUUGUCCAGAACUAUAUUGAUGAAUAAAUAUCUGGUUUAAUUGCACAUUCAAUGGAUACAAUAAAAAGCACAACUACCUGUGAUGA
Messenger RNA from Columba livia (rock pigeon), 3767 nucleotides. RefSeq names its product N-ethylmaleimide sensitive factor, vesicle fusing ATPase (gene NSF). The record is from RefSeq and is a predicted model, not a curated record. Gene Ontology annotation, molecular function: ATP binding; ATP hydrolysis activity. The coding region runs from base 86 to 2317 and encodes 743 amino acids. Gene Ontology annotation, cellular component: Golgi stack. The transcript has 21 exons. Gene Ontology annotation, biological process: SNARE complex disassembly; Golgi to plasma membrane protein transport; intra-Golgi vesicle-mediated transport. NCBI's taxonomy places the organism in Eukaryota, Metazoa, Chordata, Aves, Columbiformes, Columbidae.